AAUACCAGAAAAUGUUCGUAUGUGUGACGACCGCAUCAGUUGUCUCUGUGCGGAUGCAGUUAUUGCGUGAGUUCGUCAGUCGCCCACUCCCCACAGGCCACAACUCUUCUCUCUCCCCUCCUCUCCUCCAUAAAAGGCCGUGAGAGUAAUGGUGAGUCUUCCUGUACCUACCCCGCGCAUUGUAGCAAACGCCAAUGGCCAGUUCUACCCAGCUCAAGUCCGUCGCCUUGCUGGAGCAGAUGAAGCUCCACCUCGCCUCCGAUGCCGGCAAAGAUCUCACCAAGAAGAUCGGCCUCGUUUAUCAAAUCAACAUCGCCCCCAAGAAAAUUGGAAUCGAUGAGGUGAGUUAUGUCGUGGAUCUCAAGAAAGGAGAGGUUACCAAAGGGUCGUAUGAAGGUGGGAAACCUGAUGCUGCCUUUUCCUUCAAGGAUGAAGAUUUUGUGAAGGUUGCCACCGGCAAGAUGAAUCCCCAAAUUGCUUUCAUGAGGGGAGCGAUGAAAAUUAAGGGCAGUCUGAGUGCAGCCCAGAAAUUCACUCCGGAUAUUUUCCCAAAGCCUUCAAAGAUGUGAGGAGAUAUGUUAGGUGGGGCCGUUGUUGUAGUCCUGAAACAUUAAUUUUAGAUCGGAUAUUUACACUUGUAUUGGGGUAAAAAACCAGUCAUAUAUAUGUUUGUCAUCAUAAAUGGUUCAUCUAUUCAUGUAGUUGGAAUCUAAAUUUGGGGAAUCCUUUUAUGUUAAUAAAUUUGAAUGUGCUCUUUAUCUUUUU
Malania oleifera is the source of this 765-nucleotide messenger RNA. RefSeq names its product sterol carrier protein 2. The coding region runs from base 195 to 569 and encodes 124 amino acids. The transcript is spliced from 4 exons. The record is from RefSeq and is a predicted model, not a curated record. Gene Ontology annotation, cellular component: cytosol. NCBI's taxonomy places the organism in Eukaryota, Viridiplantae, Streptophyta, Magnoliopsida, Santalales, Ximeniaceae.